Molecule: messenger RNA, 2089 nt
Organism: Nylanderia fulva
Lineage: Eukaryota; Metazoa; Arthropoda; Insecta; Hymenoptera; Formicidae
Product: nucleolar protein 11
Biological process (GO): maturation of SSU-rRNA
Cellular component (GO): nucleolus; nucleus
Molecular function (GO): RNA binding
Source: RefSeq, a predicted model, not a curated record
AAUAAGAUUAAAAAGUAUUCAAGCAUAAACUAACACGUGCGUUUCUCUUCCUCUAUAUUUUUUAAACGACGAAACUUCGACAAACGCUCUAUGUUGCGGCAAAGAACGGCUCACAAGAAUGGCGAAACUCAGUUCAUAUUACACGCUGUGUCCGCUCAUCGACCAGCAGAAUUUAUUGGGAGUCGAGAAAGACAAGGAGCCGGGUUGCGCGAUAGUGACUCUGGGCAGAAACAUAGUGAUACGAUAUAAACUUCAGGACUUGAAGCAGAUCAGCAGCUGGUCCAGUAAUAAGGAAAGAUUGACAACACAGGUCAUCUAUGACAGAUCUAAGCAACGUUAUGUUGCUGCCUUCAAUGAGAGGAAGGUGCGGGUUUGGUCAGAAGAUGAGGCAGACUUGAACAACGUGAAGGGAUACAAGUUUCAGUCGCCACUUCAUGCUAUCCUUCAAUAUAGCGAUCUGCCACCCAUUCUGAUUCAGCAAAACGGAGCCACUGCUUCUCUGGAGUGGGCGAUUGCAAAUAGGAAGACGUGGAAGAGCAAGGGUAUAACUAGAGCUAAGGAAAAGUUGUUGGAUUGUCAGUUGGUACAUUUGAAUGGGAAAACGAGUUUGUUCUGCUUGACAAAGAUAGAGGAGAUUUACAACUGUGUAAUAGUCAAAUUGGAGGACGAUACUUGCUUGGAAAGAGCAGACACUAUCAGGAGAGUAGAGUUGAAACGAAGAUCGGAGGAUCUCGCGGGACACGCGGUGAUACACUACAAGAACAAUGCGUAUUUGUUAACUUUAUGGUCGCAUGGUAGAUUGUACAGUCACUUCUUGACGGGAACGUCCUCCGAUCCAGAACCCUACAAGCUGAUCAGCGUCAUCACCAACAUCAACACCAACUAUCCCGUAGUCAUGACUCACUUGAAUGAGACCACCAUAGCGGUUUACGGCGCCGAUGUCACGAACGAGGGAGCUGUGCUGAUGAUCUACAACGUCCAGUUCAAGCUGGUGCAGGCGGCGCAGAAACUGAAGCUCUACACCAACGACGCCAAGCUCUGGAAGGUGGAGGACAAGUUGUUGCUCGCUGCGAACAGACAUUUAGCUGUUGCACCCUAUCAUCUAGCGCCUCAAAGAAUAUCCACUAUGCUGGGCUCCUCCCUGCACUUCAAGAACGACGAGAACGACGCGGACGACAUCGUCGUGAUCCAGGAGGCGACGGUGGCCCAGUGGGACCAGGGUCAAAAGAAGCCAGCGAGACAUUCAUCGAUAGGUCGAGUACCCUCCAACAUCUCCAAACAGAUCCACACUUAUUUAAACGAAGGCUGGAGCGACGCGGUGAUACAGGAGACGUUGAUCCCGUCCCUGACGAAGUCCGGCGAUGUCGCGUCGAUUCGGUGGUGCCUUGACACGUUCAGAGACCUGCCGGAAAAGUUGCUAGUGGACCUCCUGGCGUUCGCCCUGAAUCGUUCAGACAAGGUGUUCGUUCCUGUGCAAAACGGCACCAGCGAUAGCUCGUCGAAAACCAGCAACCCCUAUUCAAAGAACAACUUCCUAGAUAAAGUAUUUAGUAUCAGUUAUUCCAGUGCUUCUCUGCUGCCUCAUUUGAAGACCGGGCUGACCUUCGACGAAGUGCUCAAGCUGUUGGAGUACUUGAUGUAUAAGUUGAAUGAAGAGAUAGACUCGCUUGACAAUAACUGCCUGGAACCAAGUGAUCAGCAAUUGUACGACUGGUCCUGCAUGCUUCUCGAUUCCCAUUAUCAACAUUAUCUGUUGUCGCAAGACGCCCACGUUUUAGAACUCUUCACUAGGCUAAAUGCCAUCUUGGAAGAACAUUUUCAGUUCCUGCAAGAUUUCCAGAACUUGAGGCCUAUGAUAGACAGGACGAAUAACGGAAACCGUUACGAUCCUCUUCAAGAAACUACAAUAAAUUCUACUCUAUAGAGGAAAUAAAACUUUAUUAAAUUAUAAAUUAAAUGAUUCAAUUUAAGAUAUGACACACAUCUUUUAUCUGGUGUGUGUGUGUGUGUCAAGUGUAUGAAGAUGUACUUUUUAUACAUAUUUUUCCAUUAAUUAGUUUAAAUCAUAUAAACACUGUUGAAAAAUUAA